Molecule: messenger RNA, 474 nt
Organism: Schistocerca serialis cubense
Lineage: Eukaryota; Metazoa; Arthropoda; Insecta; Orthoptera; Acrididae
Exons: 1
Coding region: 1-474 (157 amino acids)
Biological process (GO): chromosome condensation
Molecular function (GO): DNA binding; structural constituent of chromatin
Source: RefSeq, a predicted model, not a curated record
AUGUGUAUUUUUUACAAAAUAAAUAAACCGAUAGUGAAUAAACCGAUAGUGAAUAAACCGAUAGUGAAUAAACCGAUAGUGAAUAAACCGAUAGUGAAUAAACCGAUAGUGAAUAAACCGAUAGUGAAUAAACCGAUAGUGAAUAAACCGAUAGUGAAUAAACCGAUAGUGAAUAAACCGAUAGUGAAUAAACCGAUAGUGAAUAAACCGAUAGUGAAUAAACCGAUAGUGAAUAAACCGAUAGUGAAUAAACCGAUAGUGAAUAAACCGAUAGUGAAUAAACCGAUAGUGAAUAAACCGAUAGUGAAUAAACCGAUAGUGAAUAAACCGAUAGUGAAUAAACCGAUAGUGAAUAAACCGAUAGUGAAUAAACCGAUAGUGAAUAAACCGAUAGUGAAUAAACCGAUAGUGAAUAAACCGAUAGUGAAUAAACCGAUAAACCUUUCCUUGCUGUCACAGGUUUACAUAUUAUGA